CUUCCGCUUUAUCCGUCUCUCUCCUGGCGCUUGUCCUCCUCUCCCAGUCGGCACCACAGCGGUGGCUGCCGGGCGUGGUGUCGCUGGGUCGGUUGGUUUUUCUCUCACCGUUGGUGUCCGUGCCGUUCAAUUGCCCGCCAUGGCUGAGCUGGAUCCGUUCGGCGCCCCUGCCGGCGCCCCUGGCGGUCCCGCGCUGGGGAACGGAGUGGCCGGCGCCGGCGAAGAAGACCCGGCCGCGGCCUUCUUGGCGCAGCAAGAGAGCGAGAUUGCGGGCAUCGAGAACGACGAGGCCUUCGCCAUCCUGGACGGCGGCGCCCCCGGGCCCCAGCCGCACGGCGAGCCGCCGGGGGGUCCGGAUGCUGUUGAUGGAGUAAUGAAUGGUGAAUACUACCAGGAAAGUAAUGGUCCAACAGACAGUUAUGCAGCUAUUUCACAAGUGGAUCGAUUGCAGUCAGAGCCUGAAAGUAUCCGUAAAUGGAGAGAAGAACAAAUGGAACGCUUGGAAGCCCUUGAUGCCAAUUCUCGGAAGCAAGAAGCAGAGUGGAAAGAAAAGGCAAUAAAGGAGCUAGAAGAAUGGUAUGCAAGACAGGACGAGCAGCUACAGAAAACAAAAGCAAACAACAGGGAGAUGGAAGGGAGUCAAGGAUGUUGCCAUGUAUGUGCCAUCUCUGCCCUAAGCCAAUAUCAUGAAGAAAUCAACAAGAGGUGGAAUAAACUGAGCAAUUCAUCACCAUAUUAAGCUGGAUAUUCCUGUUUAGUAAAUAUCUUUCCCUAGCUGGUCAGUGCUGCCUCCUCCCUCCCUUUCAUGGCAUUGAAUGGUGAGAGUGCAAUACCCUCAGCGGCGCCUAACAGUCAGCAGUGAGCGCUCAGGACCGUCACCCACCUCUGCGGCCGAUGACCCUCUCUUUGGCUCUGGCCUCAGCCGGCCUUGCGCUGUUCCUUCUCAAGGUUUUUCCUGGCUCAUCUUCGUGCCCCCUCCCCUGAGGGUCCUGGAGGUCUGAGCCCUCUGGCCGCCUCUCCUCUCUCCUUGCACUCCUCCUCUCGUGGAGCGACCCCGUCUGUGCCACCUUCUCACCUUCCAUGCCACACACCUUCAGCCUUCACUGAGGAGAGAGCAGGGCUGCAGCAUCAUGUUCCAGUCUCAUCCCUCACGGAGCCGAGAACUAAAAAUUGAAACAGAGAAACCUCCUGACAAGGCCGCUGGCAAGUUCAAUGGGAACAACUCAGGUUUUCAGAAAGAAGUGUGAUCCCUGGAGCCAGCGGGUUCAAAAGAAUGAAGAGAUUUAUCAAGAAUGAGACAUACCAGACCAGCUGCGUUGCUUUCCAUUGACAGGAAGCAAAUCAGCUGCUCAGGAAAAGGUCAAGCAUGGCACCUGGUCUCAGAGAGGUGUCCGUCAAAGGCUGUCAUAACAGCCCUAUGGACAAGAAGGAGACCUGGGCCAGGUGAGAGUGAUGCAAAACCAUUUGUCCCAAGGAGUUGUGGAUGGGACUUAGGGAAAGGAGGGGCUCCAGAGGCACUGUGACAGUGUCAGAGUGACUACAGGCUCCUCAGGAGAUGCUGAGGGAAAAGAAAGGGCUGGGACGUGCCCUAAGACUUCUGUGCGCAGGCACUGGUCCCCUCUGCUGAUUCAGGGCUCCCCUAAAACAGCCACCCUCAUCACGAGUAUGGUACCAGGCAGUGGCAAAACCUGUUCAACAUCAGCAGGGCCGGGCGCAGUGGCUCAUGCCUGUAAUCCCAGCACUUUGGGAGGGCAAUGCAGGAGGAUCACUUGAGGCCAGGAGUUUGAAACCCCUUCUCUACAAAAAAUACAAAAAUCAGCCAGGCUUGGUGGUGCAUGCCUGUAGUCCCAGCUACUUGGGAGGCUGAGGUGGGAAGAUUGUUUGAGCCUGGGAGGUCGAGGCUGCAGUGAGCUAUGAUUGCACCACUGCACCAAAGCAAGACCCCAUUUCGAAAAACAACAAACAAAAAACACACCAGCAGGUUGUGACUGCAGCCUCAGAAAGCCCCCGGCUUUCCUGUUCAGGAAGCAGGUGCCCUGCAGAGUGAAGGGUGCUUUCCCAGAGCCACCCUCAAGUGCUGCUGGAGGCCCAGAUUCCUUCAAAUGACCUGUGCAGCCCUGCCGGAAUGCAGUGUGACAACAGAAACAAGUUGGCUGCUUGGGGAAACCAUGCGGGCAUCCCCAGGGUCUGAUUUGGUAACCGCAGGUAUUCUUUGAUAAAUUGUAGAACCAUUAGGCACUGGUCUGGGCAGUAUGUGUAUGGAUGAGGAAUCUGUUUAUGAGAAUAUAAAAUAAAACGUGCAAACACAGGAGAAGUAGAAGAUACAGGUGGCAGGGGUAGAGUGAGAACUGAAGUCAGGACUGGGGAGCUGGAGGAGGAAAUCAGGCCUGAAGAAACUUUGUGGCUGAAGCCAGCAAAUCUUGUAUAUGUAGGAUUUCCAUGAACUGUCCUAAAAUUUCCAAGAGAAGAAGACAUCCGUCAAGUAGAAGACAAAAAGGGAUGCUGACCAGGGAGGCCGGAUGCUGGUAGGUGGAGCCCAUGACUGGAGAAGCAAGAGCAGCACAAGGUCCCUGAGGGGUGGUUAAGAGCAGCUGGUGACCGGGCAUAGUGGCUCAUGCUUGUAAUCCCAGCACUUUGGGAGGCCGAGGCAGGCGUAUCACUUGAGGUCAGGAGUUCAAGACCAGUCUGGCCAACAUGGCGAAACCCCAUCUCUACUAAAGAUACAAAAAUUAGCCGGGUGUGGUGGUGGGUACCUGUAAUCCCAGCUACUUGGGAGGCUGAGGCAGGAGAAUUGCUUGAACCCAGGAGGCAGAGGUUGCAGUGAGCCGAGAUCCUACCAUUGCACUCUAGCCUGGGUGACAAGAGCGAGACUCUGUCUCAAACAAACAAAAAUUAAGAGCAGCUGGAGGCUGGGCAUGGUGGUUCAUGCCUGUAAUCCCAGCACUUUGGGAGGCCGAGGAGGGUGGGUCACUUGAGGUCAGGAGUUUGAAACCAGCCUGGCCAACAUGGUGAAACCACGUCUCUACUAAAAAUACAAAAAAAUUAGUCAGGCAUGGUGGCGCAUACCUGUAAUCCCAGCUAAACUUGGGAGGCCAAGGCAGGAGAAUCACUUGAACCCCAGAGGCAGAGGUUGCAGUGAGCCAAGAUUGCACCACUGCACUCCAGUCUGGGGCAACAGAGCAAGAUUCCAUCUCAAAAACAAAACAAAACAAAAAAUACAAAGAAAAGAAAAGAAAAGCAGCUGGAGGCUGGGUGUGGUGGCUCAUACCUAUAAUCCCAGCACUUUAGGAGGCCAGGGCAGGAGAAUCGCUUGAGUCCAGGAGUUUGAAACCAGCUUAGGUGAAAUCCCUUCUCUACAAAAACAAACAGAAAUUAGCCGGGUGUGGUGGUGCCCCAGGUCUCAACUACUUGGUGGGGUGAGGCAGGAGGAUCCCUUGAACCCAGGAGGCCAAGGCUGCAGUAAGCUGAGAUUGUGCCCCUGCACUCCAGCCUGGGUGACAAAGUGAGACCCUGUCUCAAAAAAAGAAAAAAAAAAAAAGCAGUCGGGACCUU
Molecule: messenger RNA, 3552 nt
Organism: Gorilla gorilla gorilla (western lowland gorilla)
Lineage: Eukaryota; Metazoa; Chordata; Mammalia; Primates; Hominidae
Gene: CLTA
Product: clathrin light chain A
Exons: 6
Coding region: 140-739 (199 amino acids)
Biological process (GO): intracellular protein transport; clathrin-dependent endocytosis
Cellular component (GO): clathrin coat of coated pit; postsynaptic endocytic zone cytoplasmic component; clathrin coat of trans-Golgi network vesicle
Molecular function (GO): structural molecule activity; clathrin heavy chain binding
Source: RefSeq, a predicted model, not a curated record